Messenger RNA from Aedes albopictus (Asian tiger mosquito), 1746 nucleotides. It is a transcript of the gene Slbp, whose product is annotated as histone RNA hairpin-binding protein. The coding region runs from base 374 to 1366 and encodes 330 amino acids. Lineage: Eukaryota; Metazoa; Arthropoda; Insecta; Diptera; Culicidae. The transcript has 6 exons. Gene Ontology annotation, molecular function: histone pre-mRNA stem-loop binding; mRNA binding. Gene Ontology annotation, cellular component: histone pre-mRNA 3'end processing complex; cytoplasm. Gene Ontology annotation, biological process: mRNA transport; mRNA 3'-end processing by stem-loop binding and cleavage. The record is from RefSeq and is a predicted model, not a curated record.
GCAUUUUUCAUCGUGAAAUCAAAACGCCCUCCCGCAACGCGCAACGACAGGACGAACAGCAAGCAUUCGCCCAAAUUUCGUCCCCGGUGCCGGAUGUCGUUCGGUGGUUCCAGUGCAAUUCGGUCGUUGAACUAGCGCGGCGGGUGAACCGAUUUUACGGUGGGCGUCACGGAAUUUGUUUGCUGCCGGAUAACCGAGAUAAAACGAUAAACACUGACGAUCGGGACAAAAUUCGUUUGGUUCCUGUGAAACUGAAAUACGGAGGAGUUUGGAGUGCUUAUUGACUGACUAAAUUUUUUAGUAAUUGAACCACUUGAAAGGAUUUUAGUUUAAAUUUCGGCUAUAUUAUUCAAUAUAGCAAACAGGACAAGAAAUGGCUUUGGCUUGCGAAGAUUCGCGAAUGUCGCUGGAUGGCAGCGAUCUGUCAAACUUGUCACCAUGCAAGCCGAUCGCCACGAACAACAACAAAACAACUUCGGCACCAUCAACAGGAGACAAAAAAUUGCAACAGCCUUCGUCGCCGGGGUCAUCGCCGGAGCGUCGUCGGUUCCACGUCCCGGAGGAGCAGGCAAAGGAAGACAAACCGAAGGUUCACAUCGAGGUCACCCGUCUCAGUUGGAUCGAUAUCGUAGAAGAAGCGGAACAAGCCAGUUUGUCCAAAUCGCAACAUACCAAACCCAACAAGGAAGAAUCUAACGCCACCACAACAUCGGAACUGGUUGGGUCCGAGAGCAAAAUGUCCAUGGAUGACAGUAACAGCAAUAUGAGUAUGCGUUCUACCGGUUCCGGAAGGCAGAUUGAAAUCGACAUUCUCGACUCUGUCAACGUGGAAAAGUACGAAAAGCUGGUCCGCGACGAGAAGAUCAAGUCCCCCUUCAAGCGACGUCUGUCCGGUGACGAAGCCGAAGACGGUGAACUGAACGACGGCGGUAACGACGGGCAUGCCAAGUUUGUCGAAGCGGAGUGCGACGGACCUCAGCAGCCACAACAACAUAACCUGCACAAGAAGACCAAGAUGAAUGAGGAGGACCAUGGACGGGAACGCUUCCGGCGGGAGAGUUCGUCCAGCUCGUCGGGUGACGGCAGCAGUCAGAGCAGCCGGAAACCGAUGGAGUACGAGAAGGAUCUGUCCAUCUUGGAGCGGCGUCAGAAACAGAUCGAUUACGGAAAGAAUACGCUCGGUUAUGAGAAUUAUAUGAAGCAGGUACCAAGAGAUAAACGCACAAAAGAUCACCCAAAGACGCCCCCGAAGCACUUCAAAUACAGCCGACGAGCUUGGGAUGGACUGGUCAAAGUUUGGCGCAAGCAGUUGCAUUGCUUCGAUCCGGAUGCAAAACCGGACGCGGAUACCAAGUCGGACGCCUAAGGGAUGCCGAUUGGGUUUGCUCAUAUCGCAUAAAAUCCUGAGAACAUAUUUUAUGGAUUUUCUUUUCCUCGGAGUGGAGUGUGAAAUCUGAACGGGUCUGCUGGAUGUUGAAUCCAUCGCCAGGCAGCUAGUACCUUUGGGCUUGUGGCUCAUCUUCAGUGGAGGUUUCUGCCGAAAGGAAAGGCCAUUCAGUGUGUAAAAUAGUACCAAUAGAAAUCUUUGGGAAUCGUUAUUCCUGAUUCCUUUCAGAUCUUUAGCAGAUAAUUAUAACCUUUUGUAUUGUUAGUAAGCUAAGUGAUAUGUUUACGUGCGUCGAAUUCGCAAACAGUGUCUCUGCCCUAGUUAAUCAAUAAAGUGAACUAUUUGUAUUGAAAAUCAAA